Drosophila busckii is the source of this 1009-nucleotide messenger RNA. RefSeq names its product cathepsin L1-like. The record is from RefSeq and is a predicted model, not a curated record. Gene Ontology annotation, cellular component: lysosome. Gene Ontology annotation, molecular function: cysteine-type endopeptidase activity. NCBI's taxonomy places the organism in Eukaryota, Metazoa, Arthropoda, Insecta, Diptera, Drosophilidae. The coding region runs from base 161 to 982 and encodes 273 amino acids. The transcript has a single exon.
AAUUGCAAUUCUUGGGCUUGUCGCCUUUGUUGGGGCAGCUUCAAUAACUGACACGUUCAGCUCGGAAUGGAGCAACUUUAAGUCGAGCUUUGGACGAGGAUACAGAAGCCUUGACGAGGAGCUUCAGCGUCGAGAAAUCUUCGUUAGCAAUAGACUUUUGAUGAAUGAGCACAACAAACGCUUCAGAGCUGGCCUAGAAACCUUCGAAAUGGGCGUCAAUCAGUUUAGCGAUCUGACCUUUAAGGAAUUUGAGGGACUCUUCCUUUCGAGUCUUACUCCGGACAAUGCCUCGCUGGCUAAAGAGUCUGUCUAUGAACCAUCCGGUCGAGCCGUGCCCAGCAGUCUGGAUUGGCGCAGUCAAGGGGCUGUUACCCCAGUAAAAAACCAGGGAUCAUGUGGGUCUUGUUGGUCUUUCUCGGCAAAUGGCGCAUUGGAGGGACAGUGGUACCUGAAGACCAAGAAACUCAUCUCGCUCUCCGAACAAAAUUUGGUGGAUUGCUCUCGUGAAAAGUACGGCAACCAUGGCUGCAACGGUGGCGGGCCAGCCAGUGCUCUGCAGUAUGUGAUCGACAAUGGUGGCAUCAACAAUCAAAAUACUUAUCCUUAUGUGGGCAAGCAGAACAAUUGCAAAUAUAGCAAGAAUGCCAUUGCCGCAACGGUGCGAUCAAUUGCAUACGUGGAAAGCAAUGAGGGAUCCUUGAAGACGGCUGUAGCGGAGAAGGGACCCAUUUCAGUGGCUAUAGAUGUAACAGACAAUUUCAAGAACUAUAAGAGUGGCGUUCUUAACGAUCGCAUGUGCUCUACGAGUGUGAAUCAUGGAGUUGUUGUGGUUGGCUAUGGCAGUGAUGCCAAUGGAGGUGACUACUGGUUGGUGAAGAACUCCUGGGGCACGAACUGGGGUGAAAAGGGUUACAUUCGCAUGUCGCGUAAUCGUAGUAAUCAAUGCCAGAUUGCCACAUACGGUGUGUUUACUGUAGUGUAAGUAUUCUAUAUUCAAAAGCUUAUUAAA